Molecule: messenger RNA, 470 nt
Organism: Aspergillus uvarum CBS 121591
Lineage: Eukaryota; Fungi; Ascomycota; Eurotiomycetes; Eurotiales; Aspergillaceae
Exons: 1
Coding region: 173-427 (84 amino acids)
Source: RefSeq, a predicted model, not a curated record
GGGAAGGUCUCUGGAGGAAUGGAUGAAGGCAGCAGCGGCGCCUUUUCUCACCCGCUUCGCUACAUGCGCUCGCCUCAAUCUUGCGUGUGGCCUUUCGCAAUAUAGGGUAUGAAUCAUCGGCAGGGAUCGACCUGCGGGUUAUCUCGGUUGGGUCUUCUUGGUUCGCCAGAUCAUGAUCCAUCAGUUGAGCUGCCUUCGGGUUGUCUACGGAGGAGUGGGUCGCAAUACGUACCGAAAAAAAGACGGGCUGCGUGCGGCCUGGCUUUGUGUGUUGACGAUUUUCUUUUUCUGUUCCCUGGUUUUGCCUUCUUCAAAAUUCGCUCCUUUGUUUUUCACUUUUGAAAACCCGGAUGAUAGAGUUAUGAAAAGGUUACGAAUAUUAAAAUUUACUACCAAAGCAAACUUCAUACGAUACGUAGACUUGUAGUUUAUCCCUUUCAUACCGCUUCACUUACACAAAUACGACUGAU